This is a messenger RNA of Closterium sp. NIES-67, 4090 nucleotides long. The record is from the annotation of a GenBank genome assembly. NCBI's taxonomy places the organism in Eukaryota, Viridiplantae, Streptophyta, Zygnematophyceae, Desmidiales, Closteriaceae.
AGAUGAAGACCAGUCUCCUGGUGGGAGGCGAUCUACCCUAGUCGAGUAAGAUGAAGUUGAUAAGUAACCUUGGUUACACUCUUGGGAUCUCAAGUGAGCAUCUCCUUGGGGCCACGCCGCGGAGGGGGCCUGGAUGAAGUGGGCCGACGAGCAAAGUGUGUAUCCCCAGAGGCACUCGGGCCCUCUCCGCCGCAGAGGGGGCCUCUGGGAUAGCGUACUACAAGUGGUCCAGCCCGGCCAAGAUGCACAACCUGAGGUUUUGCGACCAAACGCAGUGCGUUAGGCCUGCUGGGCAAGGUUAUGGUGUCAUUACCUCUUUCGGAGCAGCCAAAGCUGCUGAAGGGACAGCAGUCUCCUUUUGAAGCGAACUCGAAACUGCUAGUAGUACUAGGUUUCGGAUAGCAAAGAGGUAGCGAAAUGACACGUUUAGUGUGGCCCGAUGCUUUCCAGGAUAGAUUUGACACGUCAGCUUUAGAGGCUGCUCAAAUAGAUCCGAUGGUUCUAGAACAGGCUCAAUCCGACGCCGACGCUGGCAGGCUGAGUCCUGAAAUUCCAGCGUGUCACCUUGAUGGUUAUAACGAGAUUUUUUACGAAUCCCCGUUGGAUGUCGAUUCCUGGUUGGCGCAUGACGAGUUAGUAGGCGACCGUGACGUCACCCAUGGCUUCUUUGGGAAUGGCGAUGCCACUGAUGCUAACACCGCUGAUGGUGACGUCACUGAUGGCGACACCACUGAUGGUGAUUUCAGCUGCGUAGCAGUAGCUGCUGCCGAGCAGGCACCCUGUAAGGCAAACCCCCCCAUGGAUUCGUCAGGUGGAAAUUCGGCAACAGAAGAUGUAGCUAGACAGCGAUCAGGAGGGUCCAUCAGGCCAGACAGUGAUCUCGCCGUUGACUGGAUCGAAUCCGUUGACUUUCAGCUGGAUAGCAACUCGCUUCUAGACGGCGAUGGGUUUUCUCACCUGCUCCCUCAUGCGCCGAGAUUGGAACCAGACGUAGGUGCUUAUAACGAGGACGUCGUGACCCCUGCUCCUGCCGUGGUAGCGCAGAGUGCAGCAGCACAAGCGCAGCUGUCAGCUUCGAGGGACGAAGCCUUUUCCAAUGUUGCAGCUUCAGCAGUACAAUUACUAACAGCAGCACCAGCGUCGCCACUACUACCAAGGGGCAGUUGCAUGAGCUGCCAAGCUACUCGUAAUUGGGAACCAUCUCCUCCGAUAUCAGCGAAUGCACAAAGCGAUGAAGGCCUAGUCAGAGCCGUGCUCCGACCUUCUUUGCCACCAAACCAACCACCACGAGAUUCCUUCUCUCCUAUUCCGCCUUCACUAGUGACUACCUCCUCUGUUCCUGUGGUACAAGAUAAGCCUGCUGGCGUGGCAUCGUUGCGUAGCCGUGCUGACCUGUCGACCCGGCUGGCUGCUGUGCUCGAGAGCAUUACAGGGGAAGCGGCAGGACGAGGGGAGGGAAGGCAGAUGGGAGGUGACGCAAGCGCCAGUCGUCUGCCUUUGAGUCGACUCAAAGGCAUUACAGGGGAAGCUGAAGGGCGAGGGGAGAGAAGGCAAAUGGGAGAUGACGCAAGCAUCAAUUCUCCCCUUGCGAACGCUGCGGACCCAAGUGGUGGCGAAGACAGGCGGGAUUCGCAAGCAGGGAAGAGGCUCAAGAAGGCAAGAGGGGAGAAGUUUGAGAGUGGACGGAAGGGGAGGGGGAAAGGAGGUUCCGUUGCUAAAACUGGCGGACAAAGAGGAAGACGAUGUGAUCUGGUCAACCGGAUGGCAUUGAGAGAAACUAAUGGGACAUCCGCCAACCAACAGAUUCCGCACUUUUCCCAUCAGCCAUCGCACACUUCCCAUCAGUUAUCGCACACUUCCCAUCAGCCCCCACACACAGCCCUGCACCAAGGCAUGACACGUCCGUAUGUGUCAGCUGCAUCACAACAGAGAGACACGGUAGGAGAAGAUGACGUGGUAUGGCAUGCUGACAGGGCACAAGCUGACGUGGUGCAAGCUGACAUGGCACAUCCGUACAUGCCAGUUGUAUCUCAGCUGAGCGAUGGCUUAAUACGAAGUGCUGACGCAUCACAACCUGGCAUGGCACGUGGUGACGUGGCGUCUCAGAGCAUUGUGCCAGUGCCAACGUGGCAGUGCAGGCUGAGGUUCGAUGGAGCGGGGAUGGCGGAGGGGAGAGGGUGGGUGGAUGGGGAGAGGGAGAGGCGUCUGAAGCAGAGGCUUUUCGCCCUGGCUGAAGCUCACGCUGUGGGGGAUGAGCCAUACGUUGCUCGUCUCACCCGCUGCCUGCAGCUAGACGCCUCGCCUCUGGGGGAUGCCUCACAGCGCCUAGCCUUCUACGUGCUGCAGGCCCUCAACGCUCGAUCCGACGGCUCUGCCGACGCCAAGUGGCGCGACCCUAUCGAGUUUGACGCCCAGGCUCUCUUGGCAGGAGCUUUAGCCGACAUGCGCAUUAACAGCAGCAGCAGCAGCAGCAACGGCAGCAGCGGCAGCGGCAGCGGCAACAGAAGCAGCAGUGUGGUCAGGAGCAGGGGGGAGGGCUUGAGGGACUUCUCAUUUGCUGCGUUGAUACAUGAGGUGCCUAGAGCGCUUGUGCACCCUCCUAUCUCCACCCCCUUGCAUGCACAUCCCACACACUCUCCACCCACACACCCUUUACCCACACACCCUUUACCCACACACCCUCUCCCCACACUCGCUCUCCCCACACACCCUCCCCCCCGUCGCAUUCACAUAAUCGCGUUUGACAUCAUACGAGGGGGGCACUGGGGGCUGCUGCUGCACCAAAUAGCAUCUGCUGUGGUGCAGAGCGGUGCAUUGUGCUCCUCUUGCUACUCCCUCGCCUGCUCCUGCCCCUCCGACUCUCCUGCUGCCGAUCCCAGUGGCAGUCAGGGCUUGAAUCCACCUCAUUCUGCUGCUGCUGCUGCUGCUGCUGCUGCUGCUGCUGCUGGUUUUGAGGCGCCUCAAAACUACUCUCCUGCUGCUGAUGCCAGUGGCAUUCAGGGCUUCAAUCCUGCUGAUGCUUCUGGUGCUGCUGCUGCUGCUGCAGCUGCAGCUGGUCCUGUUUUCCCUCCUUCCUCUGCGAUCGGUGUUCCAUCUGCUCUUCCUCGCACCAUUGCUGCUACUCCCUCUGCUCCAUCCACUACUGCGCCAGCUACUGCUUCGUCUGCACCUCCCAUACUACCCCCUCCUGGAAAGCCAUCCACAGGCAGCACCAUCCCUUCCCUCCACUCUUUCUCCUCCCCCUCUUCCCUCCUUUCCCCCCACCACUCCCCACACCAUCUACACUCGUGCAUCUCCAUUAGACUCACUGGCAUAACCUUCGAAACCAUCAACCCGGCAUCUGCCCCAGAAACCCCGGAAGUCCUGGCGGGCUUGAUUUUCGGGCAGGUUGCGAAUCGUCUCGGGCUGCCCGUUGCAUACGAGGUGGUACAGGUGGCGCCAGAGGCCUUCCAUCCGUCCAUGGUGCGCGUGCAGCCGGGGGAGGAGGUGGUGGUGUGCUCGUUCUCGGGCCUCAUGCAUCUGCCAGAUGACUCCGUGCUCAGGCACAACCCAAGGGAUGCUGUGCUCAAGUGGAUUCACAGCCUCAAGCCGUGCCUAGUCCUUCUGUCUGAGGUCGACGCCAGCCUCAACGGCCCCUUCUUCCUCCCGCGCUUUCGCGACCUCCUCCGCGUCAUGCACCUCUCACUCGACAUGAUCGACUCCUCCCUCGGGCCACGCUGCCUCGGCACCAAGAUAUGGGAGGAUGCAAUAUUUAGAGACCUGGUGAACUGUGUGGGGUGUGAGGGGUUGCAGAGGUGGAAUAGGGCUGAGCGAUUGGACCAAUGGCAGGAGCGCAUGUGGAGAUUAGGGUUCGAGGAGGUGGUGAUGGGGGGUGACACGCUGGCUGCUAUGAGGGAUGCCACGCAAGGAAGGGAUUCCAGGUUUGAAGUGGUUACUGUGGGAAGUGCUGCUAGAUUGAUGUGGAAAGGAAGUCCCUUGUUGUCAGUUUCUGCAUGGAGGUGACGUAAGAUUAAAAUGAGUUAAGUUACACAUGCAUACCGUAUGUUUGGAUUACGAUCUACGUUGAUUGUCCUUUGCACCUUUAGUCUAU